This is a messenger RNA of Galeopterus variegatus (Sunda flying lemur), 1042 nucleotides long. It is a transcript of the gene STRA8, whose product is annotated as stimulated by retinoic acid 8. Gene Ontology annotation, biological process: cellular response to retinoic acid; meiotic cell cycle. The record is from RefSeq and is a predicted model, not a curated record. Gene Ontology annotation, molecular function: protein dimerization activity. Bases 1 to 906 code for a protein of 301 amino acids. The transcript has 8 exons. Lineage: Eukaryota; Metazoa; Chordata; Mammalia; Dermoptera; Cynocephalidae.
AUGGCAACCCCUGGAGAAGGCAGCAACCCCAGUGGCACAGUGACAGCCCAGCGACUGGCACAGCCAAGGAAACUUGAGCCACGGUUGGCCCGGAGACGCCUGUCCCAGGCCCGCCACCGAGCCACCAUGUCAGUGCUCUUCAACGACCUCAGGAAGACCAUUUACCCCCAGUCUGAUUUCACAGCUUCAAAGUGGCAGGUUCUGAAUAAGGCGAAGAAUCAUAUUCAGGAACUGGAACAAACCCUGGAUAAUUUGCUGAAGAUGAAAGAAUCUUUCAACCUGGAAGAUGGAAAUGCAAACACCUUAGAGGAGGUCAGGAAAGAAUAUGCCAGCUUGUACUCCAGAAAUGACAGUUUUCCUCUGAAUGGCUCCUUCCUCUGGUACCUCACCUUCUACAAGCAGACGAUGGACCUCCUGACGGGGCACGGGAUCAUCUCCUCGCUGGAGGUGACGCUGCCCAUCGUCUCCGCGGCCAUCUCCCACGUGUGGCAGAAGCUGUCGGAGGAACACAAGGCGAGCCUCCUGCAGGCCUGCGCGCAGAAGCACCUCCUGGGCCCAGUGGGGCCCUGCGCCGAGGGCAGCGUGAGGGACAGCGGGGUGGACAGCCAGGGGGCCAGCUGCUCGCUCGUCUCCACCCCGGAGGAGAUCCUUUUUGAAGAUGCAUUUGAUGUGGCGAGUUUCCUAGACAAAAGUGAGGCUCCAAGUACAUCUAGCCCUAGUUCAGUGUUUGCCAGCUGCAACCCAGAAAAUCCAGAGGAAAAGUUCCAGCUCUAUAUGCAGAUCAUUGAUUUUUUUAAAGACCUUUGCUGUGUUAACACUCAGUUAAAACAGGAACCAGACCUUCCCAUUGAUGAUGAGAUGAUAAUGUUGAGGUGCAUGGAGACUUUUGAUGAUGAAGAUUUGUAAUGCAGAAGGGCUGGGAAGGAAAGAGACUGAACGAGGGUGAGAAGUUUCCACGUCUGAAUUCUGGCAGCUAAGUUUGUACCUGCCUCGACCUUCUGGAACUCUUUGGAGUGAACUGCCCCAGAAGCAUUUUGAUAGU